AUGCCGGCCUUACCCCUUAGGCGCGUCACAGCACGUCCAUCCCAUAGGUUUUAUUGCCUCGCUCCGUCGCAAGCCGCGAGCGAUGUAAAAGUUGGCUUCAUCGGCCUAGGUGUCAUGGGGUUGCCAAUGGCUGCCAAUCUCGGAAAAACAUUUAAACAUAUGGUCGUCUGGAACCGAACUGACAAGAGCGAUGUGUUGCAAAAGGCUCUUGCGGAAACAGAUGCGAGCUUCACCUCCGUGUCCGAACCGGCAGACGUGGUCCGUCAGUGUGAUAUCGUUUUUUCCAUGCUGUCUACGCCGGAGGCCGUCCGCUCUGUUUUUCAUGAGGGUUCCGGGUCCGCGCUGAAUGGAGUUACAGACGGCAAAAGUAUUGUAGAUUGCUCGACAUUACGGAUUGAAGAUAUGGAAUAUACAGCCGCAAAGGUUCAAGAGAAGGGUGGCAGGUUUUUGGAAGCGCCCGUGAGUGGAUCAAAGGGACCGGCGGAACAGGGUAGUCUGAUCUUUCUCUGUGCUGGUGAGAAGGCCCUGUAUGAUCAUCCUGUAGCCCAGGAGGCUCUGGACCUUAUGGGAAAGAGAAGCUUUUUUUUGGGGGAUGUUGGGAACGGAACGAAAAUGAAGCUGGUCGUUAAUCAACUCAUGGGGGCCAUGUUAGCCGCUUUCGGGGAAAGUAUUGUCUUGAGCGAAGCACUUGACCUUUCCGUUGAUGAUUUGCUUGAAAUUAUAUCAUUAGGCGCCAUGAGUGCCCCUAUGUUUGCGCUGAAAGGACCGAAAAUGAAGCAUGGAGUCAAGGGUUACGAUACCAACUUUCCACUUGAACAUGCCCAAAAGGAUAUCCGCUUUGCCCAGAUGCUUGGAGACGAAAAGGGAGUCAAUAUGGGUGUAUCAAGUGCAGCGAAUGGUAAGUCCGCAAUCUCCCAGAGUGCCUGGCAACAGCAUGGCUCAUUGCAACAAUUCUGACUGUUGCGUGGCUUUUUCUCCUUUUCUCACUCGAUUCGGUUUUAGAAUGGUACAAAUCGGCGAAAGGUCUUGGCUUAGGUAGAGAUGAUUUCGCUGCUGUGAUCGAAAGUAUCCGGGCAUCGGCUGGGCGGUCCUGAUACC
Messenger RNA from Chondrus crispus (carragheen), 1098 nucleotides. RefSeq lists its product as hypothetical. Gene Ontology annotation, molecular function: oxidoreductase activity, acting on the CH-OH group of donors, NAD or NADP as acceptor; NADP binding; NAD binding. The transcript has 4 exons. The record is from RefSeq and is a predicted model, not a curated record. NCBI's taxonomy places the organism in Eukaryota, Rhodophyta, Florideophyceae, Gigartinales, Gigartinaceae. Bases 1 to 957 code for a protein of 318 amino acids.